AUGCUAGAAGAUUUUGAGGAACAAACAGAAAAGGAUCAAAGUGCGUAUGAAAGUAAGAUAAAAAGCUUAGAAGAUGUCGCUAACAAGAAUAAGCUAUACUAUGAAGAACACUUGAACCUUGCCUGCUCCUCCCUUAAAACCACCAAAGAGGAAUACCAACAGGCAUCAGAAAUCAAUGACAAAAUGUCAAAAAUGCAGACAGAUACCAUAGAAAAACUAAAGAGAGAAAUUAAAUCCUUGAGGGAAACAAUAAAUCUGUACAGAGAAGAAGAAGAUACUAAUGUUAAAAAACUGCAGUUAGAAAAAGAAAAUCUGGAAAGGUGCAAUAUUGAACUGAUGGAAAGGAUUGAAUUUUUAGAGCUCACCUUGGCUCUUAACUCUGAGCCACACUUAAAUAAAGGUGAAGGUGAUGAAAAUCUUUCUGAAGAAGUUUCAUUUCUAAACGAAGAACUUACAGAAAAAGAAAGUGGGGAGAAACUUAACCAAAUCCCACAAAUAUCAGAUAACCAAACUAAAACUCUAUCCACACAAUCAACUGCUAAUUCAGAACUCAUCAGUGUGACACUCAAUGAGAUUGAUGAACCAAACGGCUCUCAGACCCCUGUAGCAAAGGAAAGCCACUGCAAAAUAUGUCCCUGA
Homalodisca vitripennis (glassy-winged sharpshooter) is the source of this 639-nucleotide messenger RNA. RefSeq lists its product as uncharacterized. The transcript has a single exon. NCBI's taxonomy places the organism in Eukaryota, Metazoa, Arthropoda, Insecta, Hemiptera, Cicadellidae. The coding region runs from base 1 to 639 and encodes 212 amino acids. The record is from RefSeq and is a predicted model, not a curated record.